This is a messenger RNA of Psilocybe cubensis, 681 nucleotides long. RefSeq lists its product as uncharacterized. The coding region runs from base 1 to 681 and encodes 226 amino acids. The record is from RefSeq and is a predicted model, not a curated record. Gene Ontology annotation, biological process: pyrimidine ribonucleoside biosynthetic process; 'de novo' pyrimidine nucleobase biosynthetic process; pyrimidine nucleotide biosynthetic process. Gene Ontology annotation, cellular component: cytoplasm. Lineage: Eukaryota; Fungi; Basidiomycota; Agaricomycetes; Agaricales; Agrocybaceae. Gene Ontology annotation, molecular function: orotate phosphoribosyltransferase activity. The transcript is spliced from 2 exons.
AUGGCAGAUUCUACACAGGCUUCGUACAAAGCAGACUUAAUCCAACAUGCCAUGGAGGUCGAUGCCCUGAAAUACGGGUCAUUCACCUUGAAGUCCGGGCGAAUCUCCCCAUAUUUUUUUAACGCUGGGCUCCUGUCUACCGGACCUAUCCUUGCUACGCUCGCGACAGCAUACUCCUCUACCAUUGCGCAAGCACUAAAAGAUGGGUCAUUCCCGGAAUUCGACGUCCUGUUUGGCCCCGCGUAUAAAGGCAUCCCAUUCGCGUCGGGUGCUGCUAUGGCCCUAUACACACAACAUGGAAUUUCAGUUGGCUUUGCAUACGAUCGAAAAGAAGAAAAAGAUCAUGGAGAGGGCGGUAAAAUGGUGGGAGUGCCCGUCAAAGGAAAGCGUGUGGUGAUCCUCGACGACGUAAUGACCUCGGGAAAGGCCGUACGUGGCGCCAUCGAAACAGUUCGCCAAAAUGGUGGCGAAGUGGUUGGUGUCGUUCAAGCCCUCGAUCGACAAGAAGUUGGGCAGGAUGGUGUCAGUAGCACCGUGAAGGAGAUAGAGGGUUUAAUUGGCGAAGGCAGGGUCUUUUCUAUCUUGACGAUGAAGGAUCUUAUGACUUGGCUGGAAAGCAAGGGGCGAGUGAAGGAAUUCGAGAGCUUACAGGCAUACUGGGAGCAGUAUGGUUUGAAGUGA